Nothobranchius furzeri (turquoise killifish) is the source of this 1957-nucleotide messenger RNA. RefSeq names its product multidrug and toxin extrusion protein 1. Lineage: Eukaryota; Metazoa; Chordata; Actinopteri; Cyprinodontiformes; Nothobranchiidae. Gene Ontology annotation, biological process: xenobiotic detoxification by transmembrane export across the plasma membrane. Gene Ontology annotation, cellular component: membrane. The record is from RefSeq and is a predicted model, not a curated record. Gene Ontology annotation, molecular function: xenobiotic transmembrane transporter activity; antiporter activity.
UCAGCAUCUGCUGCUGCAGGCAUGGACGGGUCCAGCAACAAGUUGUUUUGCUGCCGGUGGGUACGCGACCAGAUCCCCACCACUUUCAGAGAUGAACUUUACCACAUCCUGAGGAUGACCGGACCGCUGCUGCUCUGCAGAAUCCUCCAUUACCUGCUGCCAUUUGUGGUUACAAUUUUCUGUGGGCGCCUGGGAAAUGAGGUGAUGGCCGGCUACGGAUUGGCGUCUGCUGCCAUUAACAUCACCACCACAGCGACGGGUUGCGGUCUGGGUCUGGCUUGUGAUACUUUGGUGUCUCAGACGUUUGGUGGUAAGAACCUGCUGCGGGUGGGCGUGAUUCUGCAGCGGAGCAUCAUCAUCCUCAUGUUGUUCUGUUUGCCUUGCUGGGGACUCCUCAUUAAUGCUCAGCUCAUCUUGUUGUGUCUGGGUCAGGACCCUGAGGUUGCCAGAAUAGCCCAGCUGUACAUCACAGCCUUCCUUCCUGCUGUACCAGCGAUGUUUCUGUAUAAUCUCCAGGUGUCUUAUCUGCAGAACCAGGGAAUAAUCUUACCACAAAUGUAUGCCGCUGCUUUGGCGAACGUAGCUAAUGUGGUGACGAAUUACGCCUUCCUGUACUGGCUGGAUCUCGGUGUUGGUGGGUCUGCCGCAGCAAACACUCUCUCUCAGAUUUACAUCUGUGUGUUUGUUUUUGCGUACAUUUGGUGGAAGAAGCUUCAUUCGACAACAUGGGGAGGCUGGUCAGUUGAAUCGCUGCAGGAGUGGGGCUCCUACAUGAAGCUGGCAGUUCCCAGUACAUUAAUGACUUGUUUCGAGUGGUGGGUUUAUGAGUUUGGGGGAUUCUUUGCAGGAAUGCUGAGUGAGGACGAGCUUGCGGCCCAGCAUGCUGUGAUAAUGGUGGCUUUCAUCACUUACAUGUUUCCUCUUGGGAUUCAAGCUGCAGCUUGUGCUCGAGUUGGGAACGCGCUCGGUGCAGGAGACACCGCCCGGGCGCUUCUCACCAGCAAGAUGUCACUUUCCCUUGCAGCCUCCUUUGCAGUUGUUGAGGGCGUUGUGCUUGGUUCCACUAAAACAACGAUUGGUUACAUCUUCACCUCCGAUGAGAAUAUUGCAAGAAUCGUGUCAGACCUGAUGAACGCUUACUGUUUCCUUCAGCUCUUUGAUGGUCUUGUGUGUGUGUGCACAGGCAUCUUCCUAGGAACAGGCAAACAGAAGAUACCAGCUGUGGCCAAUUUAAUUGGAUACUACUGCAUUGGGCUCACGCUGAGUGUGACUUUGAUAUUUGUCGCAAAAAUGAGGAUUUUAGGCUUUUGGCUCGGGCUGCUUGUUUGUGUCGUUUUGCAAUCCACCUUCUACAUUAUUGUUAUCUUCAGGCUGAACUGGGUUAAAAUGACAGAGGAGGCUGUGAAACGCGCCAAGAAAAGAACUAAUAAGACACUUUUAGGGACAGAUGUCUCGUUAGACACUGAGGGUAGCAUCACAAAUCGAAUGGCAUCAAGCAAUGGAAAUACGGUGGAAGGCUACAUGUCUGUGAAGACUGAGCAGCAUGAUGAAGACAGUGAGACAAAAGACAGACGUGCGGUUCAGCAGCAGAAGCCCUCCCGUCUCUCCACCACGCAGCUGAUCAUCGGACGAGGACUCAUCUUGUUUGCAGCUCUUGUUCUUCUCGCUGUCGGAGCAGCAGUCCACCUCCUCGUCCCUUUGCCAGAGGUCGACUCUGCAAAAGCCAACUUAACCCUGGGCUGGAUCAAUACAACCUUUGCUCCUCAUCAACUUUUGUCCACCGUCCAAUAAAAGAGUCAACAUUCUCAUGAAACACCAAAUGUACAGGAAACAGAAUGAAAACACAUCAUGGAGGCCCUCUCUACAUGUAGACAAUCAGCUUGGUUGACAAUUAGUCAGAUUGUGAUUUAAUGUGAAUAUGUUCUUUAAUUUCACAAAAUAAAAGAGUAGAAUUAAA